Hemicordylus capensis (graceful crag lizard) is the source of this 13238-nucleotide messenger RNA. RefSeq names its product cyclic nucleotide gated channel subunit alpha 1 (gene CNGA1). NCBI's taxonomy places the organism in Eukaryota, Metazoa, Chordata, Lepidosauria, Squamata, Cordylidae. Gene Ontology annotation, cellular component: intracellular cyclic nucleotide activated cation channel complex; plasma membrane. The record is from RefSeq and is a predicted model, not a curated record. The transcript is spliced from 8 exons. Gene Ontology annotation, biological process: monoatomic cation transmembrane transport. The coding region runs from base 9201 to 10733 and encodes 510 amino acids. Gene Ontology annotation, molecular function: protein-containing complex binding; intracellularly cGMP-activated cation channel activity; intracellularly cAMP-activated cation channel activity.
CAAUCUCAGCCGAAGGGCGAGUGUGUAGGAGAACAACCAUAGACUAGCCAAGCCCCUGUUCCUCUUGCCUCGGGCUACUGUGACGUAACCAUUAUGACGCCAAGAAGAAGAAGCGCAACUCUCACGAAUUUCAUGAGACUCUGGGUGUAUUUGGAGGGAAAAUCUAGCCACAUUUCCUCAUCCGUUUGUAGCAACUGGAGGAAGAGUCUGCUGAGGCACCGCCGCUGACAGGCUCUCUGUCACAAAUUAAUUUCCCUGAAAUGUUUGAGAAUAUCCCGUUUACUUGCCCAAUCCAAAUUCAGAUUUUCCUGAAAUAUCUGCUUUGGAAGGGUCUUUUUCUCCCAGCUUGAGAACAACUCUGAAGAUACAUACACACAAAUAAUAAUAAUAAUAAUAAUAAUAAUAAUAAUAAUAAUAAUAAUAAUAUGUAAUAAUAAUAAUAAAUUAAAAUAUUAUUAUUGUUUACACAGUCAGACAGGUGUUAUUGACUGGUUUGUUUUAUCCAUACAUCAAGUCCUUCCCAAGGACCUGGGAUGGCUGAAUUUUAUUAUCAGUGUUGUUUCUGUUAUUAUUAUAGAUAUCGUCGCAGAAUAUAGGCUGUUCCCAGUAAAGCUGCUUUUUGUAAUUGGAUUAUUAUUAUUAUUAUUAUUUCUCUGCAUAAACCGCCCUGAGUCAUUUUUAUAAGGGCCAUAUAGAAAUCAAAUAAAUAAAUAAGCAUACACUUGUACUUUCCUUUAAUUCUUUUUUUUUUUUGCCUUAUACUUUUUAUUCAAUUUUCACAACACAAUAGGACAAACACAAAUGAUACAAGCACUCACAAACACACACAAUAAUAAAGACUUCCAUCUCAUCAUUGGAACAAGUGUUGUUAACAAUAACCGGAUCUUGCCUAUAGAUUAAACAUUCUCUCCCCAAUAGUUCAUAUAGAAAACAGAUUUGGGGUGUUUUUGAAACAUUUGUUGUUAGCCCUCAAAAGCCUGACAAAAAUCCAUUUUGUGAUAUAUUUUUAAAUAGACAAGAAGAGGAUCCCAUUCUUUUUUAAAAUCUUCAAAUUUAUUUCUUAGCAGUGAUGUUAAUUUCGCCAUUUCUGCCAAUUCUAGUACUUUAAGAAUCCAAUCCUCUUUAGACGGGCAUUGACUGUCUUUCCAUUUGCGCGCAAAUGUCAGUCUUGCUGCUGCUGUCAAGUACAUGAAGAGGAUCCAAUAUUUCCUCGGGAGAGCAUUGUUAUCAAUACCUAAUAGUAUUGAUUCUGGACUCUUGGGAAAAGUCAUUUUGAAUACUUUUUAAAUCUCGUUAUAUAUUAAGUCCCAAUAACCUCUUGAUUUAUUGCAUGUCCACCAUAAAUGUAUAUAGGAACCCUCUUCUUUCUUACAUUUCCAACAUUUAUUUGACAUAUUCUUGUAGAUUACGGCCAGCUUUUUGGCCUUUAAUUCAAUGGGAUAGCUACUACACAAAAAUCUGUACUCUGAUUUCCACCCCUCCCCCACCCCCACACAAACAAAAGAGUAAGUUGUGCCAAGUUAUGAAUGUUGUUAAUGUAGGAUGGAACACAAAAUAACAAUAUAUACAUAGAAAUGGUUCAUAGUACAUUCCGUGACAAAACGUAGGCAUUACACUUGGGUAGUCAGAUUCAAUCAAAUAUGCCUACUUUCCUUUCACUAUCCCUACAACUGGACUAAAUUUGGUCCAAAUUGGUUAGGCAGUUUGCAAGUUAGCCCAAUUGCAUCUCAAAUGUUCAUGUGUCCGCCAUCUUAAAGUGGGGUGGAUGACAUCGCAAACCAUUGAGGUGUCCCUGUGUGUCACUCACUACAACUGUGCCAAAUGUGGUUCAAAUCGGCUAGGUGCCAGCCCAUAAGUUGGCCCUCUCUAUUGGUGUCCCUAUAGUUGUAGCAAAUUUGGUUCAAAUCAGUUAGGCGGUUCUCAAGUUAGCCCAAUUGUGCCUCAAACGUUUACAUGUACACCAUCUUGAAUUGGGGUGGAUGACAUCAUCACAAACGACGCUGUUGAGUUGUUCCUAUGUGUUCCUACAACUGUACCUGAUUUGUUUCAAAUUGGUCCAGGCAUUGUGAAAUUGAUAGGAAUGGACUCUCUCUCUCUCUCUCUCUCUCUCUCUCUCUCUCACACACACACACACACACACACACACACACACAAUGCCAGAGUGGUGUAGUGGUUAGAGUGCUGGACUAGGACCGGGGAGACCCGAGUUCAAAUCCCCAUUCAGCCAUGAUACUAGCUGGGUGACUCUGGGCCAGUCACUUCUCUCUCAGCCUAACCUACUUCACAGGGUUGUUGUGAGGAGAAGAAACUCAAGUAUGUAGUACACCUCUCUGGGCUCCUUGGAGGAAGAGCGGGAUAUAAAUGUAAUCAUAAUGAUGAUGAUGAUGAUGGGUGAUCUCAUAAGCCUACAGGAAAGAAGGCUAAAAAGGGGAGGAAAUGCUCCAUUCUCUUAGCAUCCUUGUUCUGAGUACAAAAGGGUGGUUAACUAGUAUUAUUUUAUUUUAUGUUUAUCCUACUCUUUCUCCAAGGAGUGCAGAGCAGCGUACAAAGUUAUCCUCCACUUAUGUUAUCCUCACAACAACCCUGUGAGGUAGGUUAGGGUGGGAGACAUGUGCUUGUGGGGGCAAAAGGGGGCACCCCCCCAUCGAGCCAAUUCCCAUUUAACUCAAUAGGGCAUCCUCCCAGCGUGUGUGUGUGUGUGGGGGGGGGUUAUUGGACUGCUGAUUCCCCCCCUUGCCCGAAAAUGUCCUGUGGAGUCCCCUGCUGGGAAAUAGUGGCUGGCCCAAGGUUACCCAGUGAGCUUCAUGGCUAAGGGGAGGGGGAGUUCUGGUUUCCCCAAUCCAAGUCUGGGUCCAUACUGGCUCUGUAUUAGGGAGUAAGUAGAAUUGCCAAAAAUGGUCUAGCACACAGUUUCUCAACCACUGGUCCCUGGACCGCUGCUAGUCCGCGAAGGGUUGAGUGCCAGUCCAUGACUGGGAGUCAACCGCACUCCCCCAAACAACUGCAAUCAAGGCACUCACUCGCUUCCUCAAUUUUGCACAUGGCACGGAAGAGGAAGAGUAGUAGUAUCACAGAGGCACGGGACCCUGCUUCCGCCUUGCCUCCACGUGCUGCUGAGAUCUUCCUACAGCUAUCUUAUUCCCUAUCUUUACAGCUUCAAACUGUAUGCGGCACGGGGGCAUUGAGGAAAAGGUAUGGCAGUGGGUGCCACUUGAAGGGCUGCUGGUUCUUGCAUGCUCAUUGUUUGCAGCCAAAGGUUGAUUGAUUGAAACCCAGCUGCCUGUUGCGGCCGAGGCGCCUUGAGAGGGAAUGCUGCUUCCCUCUUGCAUUGGUGGGGCGUUGUGGUCCCUUGGUCCCCUGUAACCUCCUGGUCUGCACUGCUGGUGGAAGACAGCUGUCCCCUUUGUGACCUCGCCAGGGGGGUGGAACCUCUGGCCAGGAUCAUGCCGUGGUGAGGGCUAUGCGGUGGAGGGAGGGAGGAGGGCCGCCUUGGCUCGGGCUUUGCAGAAAGGGAGUGCAGGUGGACCUUCCUCGGGGGAGGGGGAGCAAGCAUGCGUACCAAGGAGAGCUAAGUGGCGGAGGGAAGCGGUGUGGUGCAGGGGAGAGGCAAGAUACCAUUUUGUGCAUUCAUGCAAAAGGGUCAUUGGAUGAAUGGCACUGGAAUGAAGUGAUCCUGGGGAUUUGAUGCCCAGCACGGUUCGUGUCCGAUCCCAAACGAUUUAAAACCAACUGCCUGUUGCGGCCAAGGUACCUUGAGAGGGAACACCCUUUCCAUCUUGCAUUGGUGGGGCGUUGUAGUCCCUCGGCCCCCUAUAACCACCUGAUCUGCACGGCCGGUGGAAGACAGUGGUCCCCUUUACAACCUCGCCAGGCCGGGGGGACGGACAACCUCUGGCCGGGAUCAUGCCACGGUGAGGGCUAAGUGGUGGAAGGAGGGAGGAGGGCUGCCUUGGCUCACCUCACAGCGACGCGUGGAGAGCGCUUGGAGAGCAUGUGGGACCACGUGAGCUGCGUGGCCCCAAAUGCAGGCUGGUAUGAUUGGCACACGCAGGGGAGUUGGGAGGAGGGCACAGAGGCACAUGCUGCGAGAGAGGACGGGGGAACACUUGAUACACUCUGGUGCGCAAGCACAGCGGCGGCAGCUCUUGGACCCAGGCGACCUUCCGAGCGUGGUCUGGUGCACCAUUGCCUCGCCCACCCUGAACAGUGCCUCGUCUCCCCAGCGAGGAAGACGAGGCAUCCACCACUACAACGCCCCAUGACCACGCCAUCUCAGAAUCGCCCCCUUCCCUUUAACUCCAGGUCUCCACCGCUCUUCUUCACAUUUUCUUUCACUAUUAAAAAAAAAACCCAUUCCCAGUGCCUGCCACGUAACCGUUUUUAAGGACUUUUGGAGGAGCUGCGCGGGUUUCAUUAGGUUCACCUCACAAAGUGCACAUCUAAGAGCAGGAUCCAGAUCAAGCCAGUUGAUCAUGACCAAGCAGCAUUGACACAAAUGAGAGAUGACUAAAUUAAUUUCAGUGGGUGGUCCUGACUAACAUCUCUGGAUCCAGCCCUGCAACUACACAACUCCUGCUAAAACUCCACCUCCAUCAUGAGAGGGUUAAACUGUAGACUUCGGGCUCUACUGACAACUUGCCCAGCUCUCCUCUCUUCACCUCCUUUUUGCUUUGCUUUACAUCCAGCCUGAUGAAGAGUGUUGGGGAAUUCAAAAGCUUGCUUGUGUGUUGUUUUUGUUGGCCCCAUGUAGCUUUGAAUUUUUCUAAUGGCCCCAACAUCCCCUCUCCAUUGAGUAAUCCCCCACCCCCACCCUGCACAUACUGAAGACAUACUGGAGACAUAUUUAUUCACCCAGGCUUUUAGAUUCAGGGGUUCUCAACCUUGGGUCCCCAGAUGUUGGUGGACUUCAACUCCCAUAAUCCCCAGUCAUAAUGGCAAAAUGCCAUUGUGGUUGGGGGUUAUGCAAGUUUAAGUCUACCAACAUCUGGGGACCCCAAGUUGAGAACCCCUAAUAUUCCAUGUUUGCAAAAGAUUCCAAAUUUAAUUGUUUUAAUGCUUAUAUUAUUUUAAUUGUGAACUGCCCAGAGAUGAAAGUUUUGGGCAGUAUAGAAGUCUGUCAAAUAGAUAGAUAGAUAGAUAGAUAGAUAGAUAGAUAGAUAGAUAGAUAAACUUAAACUUGAAACCCCUUUACUAACUGCUGGUCCAGGAAACUGCAUAUGAAGAAUGUAGCAGUCCUUGAAACUUUAGAGGUCCUUGACUCCAAAAAGGUUGAGAAACACUGGUCUAGCAUCUCAAAACAUGGAGAUAAGCAUUAGCACUGUUUGCAGACGAAGCUACUGUUAGACACAAAAACAGGGGCAGCAAACAGUUGACAACCACAGUAAAUUAUUACACCAGGAUACACCAUAGUCUGAAGCACUUAGAAGUAUAUCUCAUAGGAACAUACUGUAAGAAGCUGCCAUAUACUGAGUCAGACCAUUGGUCCAUCUAGCUCAGUACUGUCUACACAGACUGGCAGUGGCUUCUCCAAGGUUGCAGGCAGUAUCUUGGAGACGCCAGGAAGGGAACUCGGAACCUUCUGCAUGCAAGCAUGCAGAUGCUCUUCUCAGAAUGGCCCCAUAUCCUAAGGGAAAUUUUUUACAUUGCUCACAUGUAGUCUCCCAUUUAAAUGCAAACCAGUGCAGACCAUGCUUAGCAAAGGGGACAAUUCAUACUUGCUACCACAAGACCAGCUCUCUUCCCAUAUAUUUUGCAUGUUGUUGGGUGAGCUUUGGGGGUUCAUGACAAAAGACAAAGGCAUCAUGUUAGAACUGGUGUUUAUUCUGAAUUACGCUGCCAUUGGGAACAUAUGCUCCAAUCUCUGCAUGUCACAGAGACGUGCGCGCGCUCGUCUCUGUGACAUGUGCGCGCGCGCCAAGGACUCCUGGGAUUUCAAGCAACAUCGGGGAAAGGGAGGCAGGGAGGUGUCCUGCCGCCCCAAUUAUUCUACGGAUUACAGGCGCCAGAGAGGGAAAGCAGCGGGAGGGGUAAGUAAACCCUCCCACCGCUCUUAAAGAGACUCCCCCACACGAACCGGACCGCCCAGGUCCGGACUGGUCUGGUCCGGAGACUAUUUUAAUGGCCUCCGGACCGGUCCGGGCCCAUCCCUAUUUGGCAGAGGAAACUGUAAACAUUUUUUUUUUAAAGAUUCAAAGUUUCAGUUCUGAAAGAUAAGGCAAUGAAAAACACAGCCAUAUUUCCCCCUCAAACCUAACUCCAAUGCAUUUAGCAUAAAGGAUAGACCCACAGCUGCCCUUUCAACAAGAACAACUGUGACAUUUAAACUCACAGGCACAAACCUAGGGAAAACAAUGGUACUCACAUGUUUCCCCCCUAAUAGAGAGUUUUAUAACUGCUUCUCUUGUAAACACGAAGAAAUAUUAUGCUGGAUUAACUAGGGCUUUAUUUAGAAGUAACUCAAUUUUUUCUCCUUCCCCUCCUUUUUCUUUCUGAUUCCGCCCUGCCCCCUCUACGUGAUCUGCACUGGGAUUUGAACCAGCAAGCUCUUGCUGCCUAGGCAAGUUACUUCCCUGCUGAGCCAUUAGGUGGCUUAAGACCCUGGCAAAUAUGUUAAUUUGAAGAGGAAAUCACACUUCCAGGACCAAUCAACCUAACUGCAAAAAUACUUUCCCCCUAUGAUUCCCAUUCAGCUAGUCAUCAAAUUUCAUUAGUACAUGUACCGUAUCCACAACCCCCCUCCCCAAUACAGCCCCAGAACAGAUAUCAGUUAACUCACACUAAUACAGGUCUAGUCUAGAUCUAGAUUUUGAUCUAGUCUUGAUUUAAUUUUUUUUUGCUGCUGACAGUAACAGAAGAGACAGCCCUAUUUGUACUGAAAGCAUGUAAACGGGAGUAUCUGAAUUUUGUAAUAUUGAAUAGACUGGAAUGACAGCAGCACUGGAUUAUUUUUAAUAGGCCAUCUCUUUAAUCUCCUCUCUUAUCUUGCUUAGUCAGUUCUUUUAUAAUUCCUUUCAAUCUCAUUAAGGCUUUCCCCAUUUGAAAGCUUCCGAACAUGUUAUAAAGGCAGAAGACCAUAUUUGUUCUCAAAAAUGAAGUUCCUAUAGGUUUUGUUAGUUGACCAAGACAGUUCCUACUAGUUUUGAAGGAGUGUCAUUUUAAGAAAUACCUCUGUUCCACACACUCCUAAAGCCUGAUGCUGUAGAUCACAUGUAGGCCCCACAAGGCAUCCUACAUACCACAAGUGAGGAUGAAAAGCUAUACGGUAGUUACUGUACUGGUAUAAGACCAAAACGUCUGGGUUGUGAAUGUUCCCAAGCGACUUCACUUGCUUUAAGAACAGGAAUAGCUAAAUUCUGCAUAUUUGGGGACCAUUAUAUUCUACUGACAGGGACCAGAACUUCCCAUUAUAGAUCAAUUGUUCAAACUCUAUAAUAAAGUUGGUAUCACCUACCACAUUGACUUCCCUGUUAUGGAGUAGGGGUGUGCAUGAACCUGUUCGGAGGCCCUUUUAUGGGCCUCCAAACAGGUUCAAACACUGGCCGGUUUGAAUGUUCGGCAGUGGGUGUGUGUGUGUCAGACUUUAAGGGUGGGGGAGGGUGCACUUACUCUUUGCCCCACUUUCCCCCUGCUGGUGCUCGGUUCCUAUAAAUCUUUUGGGACGGUAGCGUACCUCCCUGCCACCUCUUCCCCUCUUCGGCCAGAAGUGGCCAGAAGUAGCAGGUGUGCGGAUUCACGCCAGGCGUGUGAGAAUGCACAUUGUGCACGCGCUCAUCAGAUGGGCUUGUGUGCAAUCAUGACAUCCGUGCGCCCAUGCACCCUGGUACUUUCUAGUCCCAGAUCAUAUGACUCUACUUGCCCUUGCCAGCUGUAUGUAUAUAAGGCACCCCUUCUAAACAUAAUUAACCUAAUUACUUACUUCAGCACAGCUUUUAAUCAGGAUUUGACUUACUUUACCUGUUUCUUAUUUGUGAUUCCCCCCACUCAGUUAUUCUAGACACAACUACAGAACACAUCCCAAAUCCUCAGUAGAAUGUUCAGAACUGUAUAAGGAACACAGCCUACUUGGAUUUGAACAGUUCAUCUUUAACCAUUGGGUCAUGGUCAUUGUUGUCGUCAUCAUUAUCUCCCUUUAUUUAUGGAAUCUGUGGGGUUUGUUUUUGUGGAAUUUGUGGAAUUGCCACAAGAUGUGGUGAAGCCCAUUAACUGGGAUGAUUGUAAAGGGAGAUGAGAUAAAUUAGUAGAAGAUAGGUCUGCCAGUGACUGCUAGACAUCAUGGUUAAAUGGAACCUUCAUGUUCAGAGGAAGAAUACAACUUAAUGCCAGUUGCUGAGGGGAAGAGCUAUUGUUUCCCCCUUCUUGUGAGGUUCCCAUUGGCACUGCUGAAGCAGGUGGGGUUUUGGUUUGAUGGUCCCUCCCUCACUCUCUGACAGCAUCUGGAACAAUUAAUUGGCAACACAGACAAAAGAGUCUAUGGUUUUAAGUAGAUUAGCUACUUAACAGAUGGAGCAAUGACUAACUGCAAGUGAAGGAAACAAUUCUCCCUUUGUUGCAGUCCAUUAAAAGCAAGCAUUUCAUUUUUAUUUUUUUUUUUGUUUGCCAACACAGCUGCCCUGGUUUAUAGGCACAGGAAUAUAUUUACACUGCUGCAUCUGUGACUCAGUGCCUUGGCCCAUGAUUCCUACUCAACACUGGCAAAUGCAGUCUUGCAUGUGGCCUGAGGUUCCAGAAGAAGCAGGCAUCUAGUAUUUUUCUGAUCGGAUCUGAAAUGUGGUUACUGUUCACAAGAGAAGAACAAUAAGGGCAAACAAAUGACAGCGUGGAGAUUUAAGGGAUUUCUGUAAUUGCAAGGAACAGCAGAUUACAUUUCCAAGUUUGGCUUCCAAGGACAGAGAUGAAAGUAUAGAUAGAGUAGAAGAUGGUGAAAGCAGCAAAUUGAACUGUGAAAGGGAAAAGGAAAAGGACAUGCUGAACAAAGAAAACAAGGACCAUGAGAACAGAUAUAAAGAUAAGAAGAAAAAUAAAGAUGAAGUGAAGAAAAUAGUAGUAGCCAUAUAUAUUGCUGUCUAGAGCAAACAGCUAUCACCUUUUGGGGAGGAAUUUGCUUGGGCAUUAUCCAUCCAAAGGAGAAAAAAGAAAUAUUGGUUAUUGAUCCAUCAGGAAAUUUGUAUUACAACUGGCUGUUUUGCAUCACACUGCCUGUCAUGUACAACUGGAUAAUGAUCAUUGCUAGAGCCUGUUUUGAUGAACUUCAGAGUAACUAUUUAAAAAUAUGGUUCAUUUUUGAUUAUAUAUCAGAUAUUCUCUAUGUUGCUGACAUGUUAGUACGAACAAGAACAGGUUACCUGGAACAAGGUUUGUUGGUGAAAGAAGAACUUAAACUUAAGAAAAAAUAUAAAGGAACUGUACAAUUUAAAUUAGAUGUACUGUCCAUCAUACCAACUGAUCUACUUUACUUUAAGUUAGGGCUGAACUACCCAGAAAUAAGAAUAAAUAGAUUACUUAGAGUAUCACGUAUGUUUGAAUUCUGCCAGCAAACAGAAACAAGAACAAGCUACCCAAAUAUCUUCAGAAUCUCUAAUCUUGUGAUGUAUAUUAUAAUUAUUAUUCAUUGGAAUGCAUGUAUGUACUUUUCAAUCUCCAAAGCCAUUGGUUUUGGUACAGAUACAUGGGUUUAUCCCAACAUUGCCCAUCCUGAAUUUGGCCAGCUUACUAGAAAAUAUGUAUACAGUCUUUACUGGUCAACACUGACCUUGACAACAAUUGGUGAAACCCCUCCUCCUGUGAGAGAUGCUGAGUACUUCUUUGUCGUUGUUGACUUCUUAGUUGGUGUACUAAUUUUUGCUACCAUUGUUGGUAAUAUUGGUUCUAUGAUUUCUAACAUGAAUGCUGCCAGGGCAGAAUUUCAAGCACGGAUUGAUGCUAUCAAGCAGUACAUGCAGUUUCGGAAUGUGAGCAAAGAUUUAGAAAAAAGAGUUAUUAAAUGGUUUGAUUAUUUGUGGACAAAUAAGAAAGCAGUGGAUGAAAGAGAAGUCUUGAAGUAUCUUCCAGAUAAAUUACGAGCAGAGAUUGCCAUCAAUGUUCAUUUGGAAACAUUAAAGAAAGUCCGCAUUUUUGCAGAUUGUGAAGCUGGCCUAUUGAUUGAACUGGUCUUGAAACUACAGCCUCAGGUGUACAGUCCUGGAGAUUAUGUGUGCCGGAAAGGUGAUAUUGGGCGAGAAAUGUACAUUAUCAAAGAAGGCAAACUUGCAGUCGUAGCUGAUGAUGGAGUCACUCAAUAUGUGGUUCUAAGUGAUGGCAGCUACUUUGGGGAGAUUAGCAUUCUUAACAUUAAAGGUAGCAAAGCUGGAAAUCGGAGGACAGCCAACAUUAGAAGCAUUGGCUAUUCUGAUUUGUUUUGUUUGUUUAAAGAUGACCUAAUGGAGGCUUUAACAGAAUAUCCAGAUGCAAAGACCUUGCUGGAAGAGAAAGGAAGGCAAAUCCUUAUGAAAGAUGGAUUAUUGGAUUUAGAUGUUGCAAAUGCAGGAAAAGAUCCUAAAGAUAUCGAGGAAAAGAUCAACCACAUAGAAAUAAUACUAGACAAUUUGCAAACAAGGUUUGCCAGGCUCUUGGCUGAAUAUGGUGCUGCACAGCAGAAACUGAAGACAAGGCUAACUCAAGUUGAGAACAUCCUAAAAUCACCUCUGGAGUUUGAUUUAUCAGAUUUAGAAGAAACUGAAAGAGUCUGUGGUCAGUAAAGAGUGAGAAUACUAGAAAUAAUAGGUCAGCAAUUAAAGUGAUUCAACAAGGUGAUGAGUAUAUCUUCCAAAUAAUUAACCAGGUAACAAAUACUAUAUAAACAGAUGGCUCAACCACCAUUCCAAAUUUGAAUAUUUUUGUUAAAAACAACUUUUAAUAAUGCAACCUCUCAUUUGCUGUUGUGCAAUAAAUAUAGGCUAAAAUUAUAGGCAAAAUGAAAGAAGAGAAAGUAAUUUUAAUGCAACUAUGAUAUAAUGUACAGAUUGUAUUUAAGAUUUGUGGAGUGUGGAUACACUUAGAUUGUUUGUGAUUUUAUUUUGGUGACAACAUCACAAUAUAAAUCUACAAACAAUACAUUUGUUUAUUUCCUAAAUUGAUUUUUAUUUCUCAGUUACACUGUAUACCUUUAUAUGCAUAUUUCUUUUGGGAAAUUUGGUUUCAUAAUUUAAUGACACAACUCUAAAUAUUAGACAAUCUCAUCUAUCCAAAUGAAGUGCUGGUCAUAAUUUUUUUUUUAGGAUAAUCAGACAUCUGAGUAAAUAAGAGUGCUAUGAUUGAUCUUCCUACAAUUAUCUUGAACACUGUAUUUGGAUAAUCAAGCCUGGAAUAAGGAGGAUGCUACCAUUUACUUAUGUUACUAACACUGAUAAGUCUUCUGCUUCUAGUUAAAAUUGUCUAUACUAGCAUUCAUCUGAGGGUCAGGCUUGAUGUAUGUGGUCACAUAUCCAAUAAAGUUUGAACUGAAAGAGGAAUGAGACAGGGAUGACUGUUGGCAAAUUUUCAAGUUUAACUUUAGCAGUAUUGUAAAACAACCAAAGAAUCUAACUUUUAGGAACAUAGGAAACUGCCAUAUACUGAGUCAGACCAUUGGUCUAUCUAGCUCAGUAUUGUCUGCACAGACUGGCUUUGUUUAUCUCAGUCCGCAAGUGGCUGUAUUAAUUUAUGCAGCAGAAACGGGUCUCCAGUCACAAAUAAGGCAGAGGCACCUGUUUAAAAAGCUUGAUGCCUUUGUAAUACAAAUAAUUUAACUAUCAAUUACAGUACAGGUCAACUUAGAUAGACAUUAAACAAGUCCUUUAAUCCUGAGCUUCGGAACACCCUAUUUUUUUUUUUUUACCCAAACCUAACUGCCUAAGCCUUGCUUGUGCUGUUUUCCCCACUGAAAAUUAAUACCCUCAAGGUGCUAUUUAAAUAGCAAGUUGAAAGAUGGAUGGUCAAAGGGAAACGGCAUGCUGAGGUGCUGAUCUGGAUCAGGGGCUCUUGCAGCUGCUGUUAGGGUUUUUUUAAAAAAGAAGCAAAUCUCAAGAAGUGAUGUGUCUUUGAAGAGAUGAAGAAAUGUGUCUUUGAAGAGAUUCAAAGACACAUUUAAUAUCAAAUGUUUGAUCCUUGCUAGCAUGUGACAAAAGACUCAGCUAGAAAUGGACUGUGCAUGCUUUUAAUAUUCUACUGGCACAAUCAUGCCAGUAUAGUUAAGACAGAGUAGUUUCAACAUUCCACCAUUAUAAGCCCUGAACAUUCUUGUGCUUAUAAAAUCAAAUUUGUCCAAUCUGAGUGGCCAUCAGCACACAUUCACUAGGUGAGAAGAGACACCUCCCCUGCAAAUUUGGGGAAGAUCUGUUGAAAAAAUAGAACAGUUUAAAGUUUUCCUCUUUUGAACAGGGAUUUAAAGGGUUUGUGAUGUUCUUUUGGACUGAGGAAGUGGUAUUUAAAUGAUUUUGUAGUCUAUUGGCAUAGUUUCAGCUUUUAGACUGCAUGCCAAAAAGUGCCUUUUGUAUAUCCCUCUGCGACCCAAUUGAUGGUUAUUUCACAAUUGAUCCUCAAAGUUGAGUUUUAAGAGGCUGAAAAAUGCAUCUUUACUGUUAAAAUAAUCUGUGCAGUAGGACUUUUGAAGUUGUGGUGCCCACAGCAUUGCCCACAACCAGUAUGGUAGUCAGCAUCUUCCCUGUCUGAGCCUUGUGAGCACAGCCCUUCAGUUUCCUUCCCUGCCCUCUUCUUUCCUUCUCCUAUUGCAGCUAUACCUUUUAAUACUGCUCCUUUGUCUUAGAAAAAAUGCUGUUCAACUCUGGUCAUUGGUUACUCCAUGUUUCUUCAAAACCAUGUGUGUUUUGUCCUGACCUCCAGCCCAAACCAGUGCACUGCUCUGUGCAGCCAGAUGUAAGUGGGAGGCGGGGGGCGGAGGGGGUAGGAGAUGCACUCGGUUUAGCUCUGCUGCAAAGGCCUCCUCUGGGCUGCAGUGUGUGUGAGGCUGGGGUGGAGGAUGGCUGCAGUGUGUGUGUGUGUGUGUGUGUGUGAAUGGCUAUGUCACUUGUGUACAUUUACACUUGUGUACAUUUUGCUGAUAAUACCAUCCUGAAGGAAAUUAAACCAAGCAGGAGAACUGCUUGUAUAGGAAAUCUCUGGGAAGAUAAUAUGUAGUUUUGGACACAGUUAAAGCAUUUGUUAUUUUUAAUUAUCAUAGUUUGUAUGUGUGUUUUAGAAAAAUGAAGGACAGAUUUAAAGUGAAA